Aspergillus welwitschiae is the source of this 1056-nucleotide messenger RNA. RefSeq lists its product as uncharacterized. NCBI's taxonomy places the organism in Eukaryota, Fungi, Ascomycota, Eurotiomycetes, Eurotiales, Aspergillaceae. The record is from RefSeq and is a predicted model, not a curated record. The transcript has 4 exons. The coding region runs from base 1 to 1056 and encodes 351 amino acids.
AUGGCUAUCAGUCCAAAUGGGGCCCGGCUUAUGGUCUGGGAGAUUGUCUUCGCGGUGGUGACCACCCUCAUGAUGGGACUGAGGCUGUGGGCCAUCCGGAUCAGACGGUCGUCCAUUCAAAUGCAUGACUAUUUUGUCUUUAUUGCCUACUUGAGCACCUGUUGCAUGGAAGGAGUGUGCUUUUGGGCUAUAGCCAACGGUCUGGGCGCACACACGGACACACUCACGAGCUACGAAAUUGGGGUUCAAUACCAGCUCUUCAUCAGCACCUACGUAACGUGGACCACGGGAACCGUAUGCUGCAAAUUCUCCAUGCUCGCCCUCUACACCUCUCUCUUCCCUUCGAAACGGUUCCGGUAUGCAGUCUGGGUCAUGUACGGCGCUGUAUUCGUCUACUACGUCUUCUUCCUAUCGUUCUUCAUGACCCAAUGUCAUCCAAUCUCCUAUGGCUGGAAUCCUGUGCCGGGCGGGUACUGCAAGUCCGUAAUGUUGGAGGAGAUCCUCUCAAUCGCCUUGAACAUGGGUCUUGAUACUGUAAUUGCGCUCCUCCCGAUGCCACUGCUCUGGAAGGUACAAAUGCCUUUCAGGAACAAACUGACUAUUAGCGUCAUGUUCGCCAUGGGUCUCUUUGUUGUCGGAGUCAUGGCCUGGCGUAUGGCCAUCACGCUCAUGCCUUCGACCCAGACUGACUUUGUGCACGGUCUGUACCUCGUCGGACUAGUUAGUUUUAUGGAACUCUGGUUCAGCAUGAUCAUCGUCUCGCUGCCGACAGUGGCGCCUUUAUUCCGGCGCUACGUCGAGCCGUUCUACAAGACGCUCACUGGGCGGUCAAACUCCAAUACCAAUCCACGACGGCUAAAGGAAGCUCAACACACGAUAGGCAGUGAGCCCGGACAGGCGAAGCGUUCGAAGAGCUGGCAGCUCGAAGACGGGUAUUUGGAAUUGGAUGACACGGAGUCGGGGUCGAAGGGGCAUGCGGAGGCGUGGAGUGGAAUGUCUCGGGCCUCGUUGAUUGAUGCGAGUGAAAAUACCCCCUCGCAUGCUAUUACAAAAUGA